UCUGCGCAGGUUACUGCGCAUGUUAAUCACAACAUAGUAUGAGCGCAUGCUACUGCAGGUUGUGUCCUCUUUAUUAGUGCUCGACUUUCUUCAUACAUUCAUCUGAAAUGCCACCAAAGGGGAAAGGUGGCAAGGGCGGUAAAGGAGCUGCUUCAGGAAGUGCAGACGCUGACAAGAAAGAAAAAGCACCAAAGGGAGGAACUGCUGUGAAGGUUCGACAUAUCCUCUGUGAAAAACAUGGAAAAUGCAUGGAGGCAAUGGAGAAACUGAAGGCUGGAGUCCGUUUCAGUGAAGUAGCAUCACAAUACAGUGAAGACAAAGCUAGACAAGGAGGUGAUCUGGGGUGGAUGACACGAGGUUCGAUGGUUGGACCGUUCCAGGAUGCAGCUUUCGCCCUAUCCGUCAGUUCCAUGGAUAAACCUGUGUACACAGACCCUCCUGUCAAGACAAAGUUUGGGUACCACAUAAUUAUGGUAGAGGGGAAAAAGUGACCUGGCUCAACGCUUGAAAUGACAAAUUCUACAGUGUGCAACUGAUUAUCUCCUGAUCUGAUGUUGGUUCAGUGUUAGUGGUUGCUUUUUAUAUUUUAUGGAAUGUUUGAAAACACAAAAUUAAAUAACCCUCGUGUCAGCUUUAUUUUUGGUUAAAUGCACACUGCCUUACUGACAGUUCAACCUGACGGGAAGUAUUCUUAACUUUCAUAUUCACAUAAUUCACCAGAUUCUCUGAUAAAAUGUGUGGAAAUCAAAUCACAAAUGGACUAAAUAAAUGCAUUUUCAUUGAAGUAGUACAAAA
This is a messenger RNA of Morone saxatilis (striped sea-bass), 795 nucleotides long. It is a transcript of the gene pin4, whose product is annotated as protein (peptidylprolyl cis/trans isomerase) NIMA-interacting, 4 (parvulin). Lineage: Eukaryota; Metazoa; Chordata; Actinopteri; Moronidae. Gene Ontology annotation, molecular function: peptidyl-prolyl cis-trans isomerase activity; DNA binding. Gene Ontology annotation, biological process: rRNA processing. The record is from RefSeq and is a predicted model, not a curated record. Bases 108 to 491 code for a protein of 127 amino acids. The transcript has 4 exons.